CGAAAUUCCUUACAGGGCGUACUACGAACGUGUACGACGAUUUGAUAAACCUAUUCAAUUGUAGGUCCUUGCUAACUACUGCGGACAGUAGUCCCAAGAUUUGGUCAGGACACGAGCAAGACAAAGCGGAAGUGGGGAGUAAUCUUGACAGUCGUAUUACUCUUCGGCUCGGGCUGUGACUGGCCUGCGGACGUGGCGGCGCGGAAGAGGAGACGCCGGCUGGUACCGAGUUGAUCACCAUGUCCGAGUCUGCCCCUUCUGAGGUAGCACCUGAAUAUCCACCUCACUGUGAUCUCAGCUGCAGCCAUGAUGUCCCAAACGACAUCACGUCACCAUCAGAACACCCACAGCCUCCUCAGACUCUUGAGAGCUUGCUGCAGACAUCAGAGGAUGCCAAAGAGAGUCAAAUGUCUUCUGAGAGUCAGCUGACCGAAUGUGACCAACCAGUGAGCCUGGAGGCAGAUUCAGUGGAGGAAGAUGGAGAGGAGAAAUCACAACAGGAGAAAGUUUGGGGAGGUUGGGGCUCAUGGGGCAAAUCUCUCCUGAGCAGCGCUACCUCUACAGUGGGGCACAGUCUGUCCUCUGUCAAAGUGAAGGCAGGAGAGGCACUGCGUCUCCACAAGACCUCCGUGGGAGAGGAGGCCAUAGAAAAAGAGGAGGACACAUCAGAGGAUAAACCAGGAGGUGAAAGCGUUGAUCUGACCGAAUCUGAAGAAGCCAUCACCACCACCACCAAUAGGGGUGUCUUCUCUGCUAUCUCCAAUGCUGUGCAGAACACUGGUAAAUCUGUGAUCAGUGGUGGUCUCGAUGCUUUGGAGUUCAUUGGAAAGAAGACCAUGACUGUGCUGGCUGAGAGUGAUCCAGGUUUCAAAAAAACCAAGACCCUGAUGCAGAAGACCGCAUCGCUGAGUCAGAUGCUGAAGGAAGCUAAGGAGAAAGAGCGAGCCCGUCUGAGCAGCCAGCCCAUCAGCGCACCUACAGCUCAUUACGGGAUUCUUUUUGAUGACUACCAGGGUUUGUCUCACCUGGAGGCCCUGGAGGUUCUGUCCAAUGAGAGCGAGGUCAAGGUUCAAGCUUUCCUCUCCUCCCUCGGGGAAGAGGAGCAGGAGGAGGUGAAGAAGGAGCUGAUUUUCAUCAAGGACAUCUUUAUUCAGAGGGAAGGAGAGGAGGGGGAAGAGGAAGAGGGGAAAAGAGAGCAGGAAGUUGAUGAAGAGUUUCUGAGUGUUCUCACCGAGUUGCUGUUUGAGCUUCAUGUUGCUGCGACACCUGACAAGCUCAAUAAGGCUCGGAUGAGUGCCCACGAUUGGGUGAGCAAGGUGGAGCAGCCUGUCACUACGGAGACGGUUGGCAAGGAAACGCAGGACCAACCGGGAGGGGAGGUCUCGUUGGGAGAAGAGGAUGGAGAGGAGAGUAGGGGAAAUGAGGCGGCACAGGAGGAGGAGAAGCAGGAAGAGGGUGGGCUUGAAUUUGUGGAGUCUGUCUACUUGUCAUCAGUCGGCAGCCUGGCCGAAGUGACAGCCCGCAGUAUUGAACAACUCCACAAGGUGGCAGAGCUCAUCCUCCACGGGCAAGAGCAAGAGAAGCUAGCCAGGGAUCAAGCACACAUCCUUUCCAGGUUGACAUGCGCCAUGUGUAAAGAAGUGGAGUGUUUAGCCAAAAAGUUCUCGGACACGCUGCUUCUCGUCGGGUGUCAGAGGAAAGCAGAGGAGCUCAAUCCGAUGGUGGACAGUGUGCUGCUGGAGGGCUCCAACAGUACCAACUACAUCCAGAAUGCAUUUCUGCUCCUACUGCCCAUCCUGCAGGUGUCCCACAUUGAGAGCCAACGCUGCAGUACCUGCACAGAAACAGCAGAGGCACACAUUCAGCACUAACACGCAGACAUGCGCUACACGCUCAUCCACUUGCCUUACUGUAUGUAUGCAUUGUACAGAAAUGAUACAGUUGACUCCACAUUAAGUGCUUCAGUCUACAUGACAGUCUACAUUAUUUAUGUGUAUAAUAUAAGCUAAGAGUAAUUUGUCACAUAUAUUUGCAGGUAUCUGAUGAUCUAGAUGUCCUUUCUGAAAACUUAACCAAAAAUUGUUGCUGUUUACAUUUAUAUAUAAAUAUUUUAGGCAGUCUUUGCACUCUUACCCUAACCCCGAGUUAUUGUUUGACCCAAAAGAAAUACUUUAAUGCCAUUAUCGUUCUCAAAUGACAAGACAACUGAUACUAUCCCUAACAUUUAAUGACCCGAUGAAUGUGUAUCUCCUACAUUUCUGCAGGUAUGUGGUCAUUAUACUUCAUGCUACUCUAAUACCAACAUAAAAGCCAUGCAUUCCUUCAUGAGCAUUGAAACUUAAAACUGUCCACACCAUACUGUAACUACACAGACAACAUUAUAUUCAUUUACUAUAAACAUUAAGUGUCUGACUGAAGUCCCAAAGACUGUUUAACGUUGAAAAUGAAGAUGCUUUAAUCCCUAUUUGAUAUAUAUUGUUUUUAUUUUCACAUUUUAUUGAGUCCUGAAAUUGAUGUUACUGAAGUUGACUUCUGUCCAGCUGCAGUUCGGCUCCUCUGUGAGGGAAACACACUGUUGGACGGUGAUGAAGAUUAGCUACAGGGGAUGAAAUACUGUAUAUUAAUGUUUGACACAUUUCUAAUAGAAUCAUACAGUUGAUAUAGAGUGUUGGUGAGCGCUGUUCUAAUUAGCUUUGCACACACGUGGAAACCUUGCAUGUUUUUAUGUAUAUUUUACUUUAUGUGCACAAUAGAAAU
Messenger RNA from Doryrhamphus excisus (bluestripe pipefish), 2757 nucleotides. The record is from RefSeq and is a predicted model, not a curated record. Lineage: Eukaryota; Metazoa; Chordata; Actinopteri; Syngnathiformes; Syngnathidae.